CAGGUCUUGUAGUCUUUGAAGGUUCUGUAUGCCCUCAGUUCUGUCGGUAACAAUGGCUUGCCGACUCUACCUUCACCCGCUUGUCAUUUCGACAGCCCAGCAAUUCUUCUUCAUUUACAUCGCGGGCUUCACAUCUCGCACAUCGAUUCUUCGACCAGUUGGGUUCAUUAUCUUUCUCAUCUCAACGUUCGUUGCGCUCGCUACGUUUGAAGACUUUGUCGAACCGCCAGGAUGGGUCUCCAGAGCCAUCAUCUCUGCAUUUCCGCAAAUCUCGCUGACGUACUUUGAGCGGAUGAUUGUGCGUAAAAUUGCAUACGCUGAGGAUCGUGAGAAGAAAGACCAAGAACCUCAAUCGAGGAUUGCGGAAUUUCGCAAGCGAUAUGUCUUUGGGCAAGAAGUUGCGUCUUCAAUGAGAGGGUUGGGCACGCCUUGGGAGAUCAGAAAUAUUCACCAUUUCGACUCUCAAGACCCGACAUACGUACCUGCAGCGACGCCAUUUGUGUGUAUCAAUCUUCUAAAAGUCCUUCUUUGCUAUUUUGUCCACAAGCUGUGCAUCACGACACAAUUGAGUCUCGAUCAGCAGUACAUGGCUCCAAACUACGUGCCCAUCUUUCGCCGCGUUGACGAAGUAACACUGGCAGAGCUGCAAGUUCGGUACAUCGCGACUGUCACAACAGUUGUGUCAAUUUUCUGCUUCAUCCAGGGCGGUUACUCUCUCGCCUCUGCAGCAUCGGUAACCAUGAAUCCGAAAGCUGUCAAAGAUUGGAGACCAAUUUUCGGCGAACUGACAGAGUCCUACUGUCUCCGACAAUUCUGGUCCACCUUUUGGCACCAAGGGCUGCAGAAUAAUCUUCGGGGCACUGCGACAUGGAUUGUCAAGAACAUCUUUCGCAUGAAGUCUUAUUCGCUUCCAUCGCGGUAUCUAAAGAUUCUUCUGGCUUUUGCAUUAUCUGGAUUGGUUCACGUCCCAAGCGACAUGGGCAGCGCAGUCUCUGCAAAGGACAGCGGAGCGAUCCAGUUCUUCAGCACGCAAUUGAUCGGGUUGAUGCUGGAGGAUGUGUUUGGUGAUUUGUUUCUUCCUCUCUGGAAGUACAAGUUUACUCGGAUACUGGCGAGACUUGCUGGUUACUUUUGGGUUAUUUCUUUUCUUGCUUGGUCUGGGCCAGUUCGGUGGUUUCCAGUCAUUCUACAGCAGCGCCCGGAGACGGAAUUGAUAAGGCUCAGUGCUUUCAAGCCGAUGGCUAAAGUCAUGAGCUGUUGGUAA
Fusarium odoratissimum NRRL 54006 is the source of this 1264-nucleotide messenger RNA. RefSeq lists its product as uncharacterized. NCBI's taxonomy places the organism in Eukaryota, Fungi, Ascomycota, Sordariomycetes, Hypocreales, Nectriaceae. Bases 29 to 1264 code for a protein of 411 amino acids. Gene Ontology annotation, biological process: lipid metabolic process. The transcript has 2 exons. The record is from RefSeq and is a predicted model, not a curated record.